Exophiala aquamarina CBS 119918 is the source of this 993-nucleotide messenger RNA. RefSeq names its product alcohol dehydrogenase. The record is from RefSeq and is a predicted model, not a curated record. Bases 118 to 993 code for a protein of 291 amino acids. The transcript is spliced from 7 exons. Gene Ontology annotation, molecular function: zinc ion binding; oxidoreductase activity. Lineage: Eukaryota; Fungi; Ascomycota; Eurotiomycetes; Chaetothyriales; Herpotrichiellaceae.
AAUGAAGGACCCGACUUCUACGUUGAGGUUGAGAAAGUCCCCGUACCAGAAGUUGGUCCCGAAGAUGUUCUGAUCAAGCUCAAUGCCACUGGCCUAUGCUUGAGCGAUAUCCAUUUCAUGCUCAACGAUUGGGGCACGGCUAAGAUGUCAGAUCUGGGAGUCAAGUGUGCCGGUCACGAAGGCGCAGGCGUCAUCGUCAAGGUCGGCGAAAGAGUCAAGAGUUACAAAGUCGGACAACGUGCGGGCAUCAAACCUAUCCUUGACGUUUGCCAUACCUGCGAGAACUGCAGAACGGGCAAGGAGACCUACUGUCUCGGAGCUAUCUACACCGGUGGCCAUACCGAUGGCUCGUAUAAGCAAUACAUUAUCAGUCCGGAACGCUACACGACAGGCGUCUCUGACUAUAUCGCCGGUCCGGUCAUGUGUUCUGCCUCCACCACCUACAGUGCCCUCAAGAGCUCACAGUUAAAACCCGGUGAUUGGGCGGUCUUCCCUGGAGGUGGUGGUGGUGUCGGCAUUCAAGGUGUGCAGCUUGCCGUUGCCAUGGGUAUGCGCCCAAUUGUGGUAGACACUGGCGAUGAGAGGCGAGAACUUGCCAAGAAACAUGGUGCUGAACACUUUGUCGACUUCAAGGAGGAAUCAGAUCCUGUCAAGAAGGUUGUUGAGCUGACUGAAGGUGGUGCACAUGGUGUUUUUGUUACAGCCGUCCAGUCGUAUCCGAUUGCUCUAGGCUACCUGGGACAUCGAGCUCAGGGAAAAGUCAUGUGCAUCGGUAUUCCUCCCGCCGGCAAAUUCAAUAUUGACCUGGCUCCUGCCUCAUUGAUCUUCCGGGGCCAGUCAAUCCAAGGUACACUGGUUAGCACCCUUGGAGAGAUUGACCAGACAUUGGAAUAUGCCCGAAGAGGCAAACUUACACUGGAGCCUACGGUUGUUGGCCUAAGUAAGUUCAACGAAUCGGUCCAGAAACUGAAAAACGGACAAGUCGCGGGGUAA